UUAAAACUACUACUACGACUUCUUUGAGCGAUGCAGAGUCCAGCUUUUGGCUCGUGCAAUUUCAGACCUUUCUGAGCGGAGAGAAAAAAGCUUUCGAGGAUGUACUACGUGAAAAAGAAGUCCCAGUACAACCUCCUGAGUAGCAGCAUGGAGAGCCUGGGGAGCCGUGGUGCCCCUGCCAGCCCGUACGGUUCGGAGCAGGCGUCCUCGUCGGCGGUGCCCACCCCCUCGCCGUACUCCCAGCCCAACUCCACCUUCGAGGGCCUGUCCCCGGCUCCGGCCAUCCCGUCCAACACCGACUACCCGGGGCCCCACGCCUUCCACGUGUCCUUCCAGCAGUCCAGCACGGCCAAGUCUGCUACGUGGACGUAUUCCCCUCUGCUGAAGAAGCUCUACUGUCAGAUCGCUAAGACCUGUCCCAUCCAGAUAAAACUGUCUUCGGCCCCGCCCCCCGGCAGCAUCAUCAGAGCCAUGCCCGUGUACAAGAAGGCGGAGCACGUCACCGAGGUGGUCAAACGCUGCCCCAACCAUGAGCUGGGCCGGGAUUUCAACGACGGUCAGACAGCUCCAGCCUCUCACCUGAUCCGUGUGGAGGGGAACAACCUGAGUCAGUACGUGGAUGACCCAGUGACCGGCCGCCAGAGCGUCUGCGUGCCCUACGAGGCUCCACAGGUGGGGACAGAGUUCACCACGAUUCUGUACAACUUCAUGUGCAACAGCAGCUGUGUGGGCGGCAUGAACCGGAGACCCAUCCUCAUCAUCAUCACUUUGGAGAGCAGAGAUGGUCAGGUGCUGGGCAGGAGGUCUUUUGAGGGGCGGAUCUGUGCGUGUCCUGGGCGUGACCGUAAAGCCGACGAGGACCACUACAGGGAGCAGCAGGCCCUCACUGAGAGCGCCAACAAGAACGGCAGCGCCAACAAACGCAAUUUUAAACAGAGCCCGUCGAGUAUUCCCAGUCCAAACAUUAAUAUGAGGAAGAGGCGGCACGGUGAAGAGGAGAUUUACUAUAUUCCAGUGCGCGGGCGUGAGAACUUUGAGCUCCUGAAUAAGAUCAAGGAAAGUCUGGAGCUGAUGGAGCUGGUACCUCAGCCUUUGGUGGAGUCCUACAGACAGCAGACGCAGCAGCAGCUCAUCCAGAGACCGAACAACAUAGCGUCCCCUUCGUCUUACUCUCCUAUGUCCAACAUGAACAAGCUCCAUGGAGGCAUGAACAAAGCCCCUUCGGUCUCUCAGAUGGUGGGACAGUCCCAACAGAACGCGCACAUGGGUGCGGGUAUGCUCAACAGCCACCACAUGCAAACCAAUGGAGACAUGAAUGGAGGACAUGGCAGUCAGAGCAUAGUGUCCCACUGCAGCCCGCCCCCCAACUAUAACCCUGACCCCAGCCUCGUCAGUUUUCUGACCAAUCUGGGCUGCCAGAACUUCAUCGACUACUUCACUUCACAAGGGUUCCAGUCGGUCUACCAUCUGCAGACGCUGUCCAUGGAGGAACUGGGCGCUCUGAAGAUCCCGGAGCAGUCCCGCAUGGCCAUCUGGAGAGGUCUUCAGGACAUGAAACAGUCGUCCGUCCCCAUGGCUCCCUCUGCCCACCAUCACCACGACUACCACGGCCAGCAGCUGCUCCGCUCCAGCAGCAACAUGGCCAUGGCCACACUGGGGGCGAGCGGAGGGGAGCUCCAGCGGCAGAGGGUCAUGGAGGCCGUGCACUUCCGGGUCCGGCACACCAUCACCAUCCCCAACCGGGCCGUGGGGGCUGGGGGCAUGGCCACGGCUACCGACGAGUGGGCGGACUUCGGCUUUGACAUGCCGGACUGCAAGAUGUCACGCAACAAGCACUCGAUCAAGGAGGAGUUCAUGGAGAGCGAUGUUCACUGAGAAAAAGGGGUGUCCAAAAGGAGCCCAUGUAAAAGAUGUGGUAUCAUUUAUCUGUUUCUGAUAACCACGACAUUCAAGAGGCCUGUAGUGUUAGACUGAGGUGCGAGCAGGUUUUCUGGUGGCUGCUUAAAUUAGAGAUAGACCGGUAUUUGGACUUUUUUUACUAUCAGCCUUAAAUCUCCAGAACAGGCUGACGUUUUAUUUUGGUCAAUCUGCCGCCUCAAAAAUACACACAAAGCUUCAUUUGAACAGUUAAAUGCGAAGAGAUAACUGCACAAAACAUGACUACACUGCUCUCUUAUAGGAUUGUGGUAAAAAGAAAAGGGCUGUGGCUCUACAUACAGUAUCAUCAUAGAUUAUUGGCCAGUGGUUGCUCUAAACAACUGAUUUCAGCUUUGAAAAAAACAUCGGUGAAUCUCUGUCUUAAAUUAAAAGUGCACUAUGUAGCUUUUUGAGUUUGUCUCCAUGGAGAUGUUACUGUUUUGUCUGGAAUGUUCCAUGGUAUAGCUUAUCUCUUACUAUGGACAUAAGAUGGUGGCGCCUUCAAGUCAGGGUCAGGUUACAGGUCAGAUCUGUGGAGAGGCGACAGUGCUCACAGUAAGAAUGCACGUUUUUUACAAAGUGAGCAUUAAAAACACCUGUAAUUGAAUACAAGAUGUAAGUUUAAUGCCAUACUGAGGAAUAUUCUAGGCAUAGAGACAAGUAGAUGGUUGACCCACCAGAAAAGUUGCAUAGUACUGUAGACCUUUAACUAAGAUUAGAGCAGAUUU
Messenger RNA from Boleophthalmus pectinirostris (great blue-spotted mudskipper), 2645 nucleotides. It is a transcript of the gene tp73, whose product is annotated as tumor protein p73. Lineage: Eukaryota; Metazoa; Chordata; Actinopteri; Gobiiformes; Gobiidae. Gene Ontology annotation, cellular component: nucleus. Gene Ontology annotation, molecular function: DNA-binding transcription factor activity, RNA polymerase II-specific; RNA polymerase II cis-regulatory region sequence-specific DNA binding; protein binding. The record is from RefSeq and is a predicted model, not a curated record. The coding region runs from base 100 to 1875 and encodes 591 amino acids. Gene Ontology annotation, biological process: regulation of transcription by RNA polymerase II; protein tetramerization; apoptotic process. The transcript has 12 exons.